GCCUUCGUCAGACCAGACGCAGGGUACAGACAACAACAGUGACAGACCGAGUGAGAAAGACCGCAUUUCUUUUUUUUGCUUUCAGUUAUGGGUGUAGUCUGAUGAGUUUGAAAUACUAAUUGCACUGCAGCUUUACCUCGAAGUUUUAUCCUCAUGAAGGAGCUCCGUCCUGGCUGAGUUGGGAGAUGGGAGUACUUAACAUCACAGACCAGCCUCCUCUGGUCCAGGCCAUCUUCAGUCGUAAUACUGAAGAAGUUCAACUGUUAUUGCACAGAAAAGAAGAUGUCAAUGCACUGGACCAAGAGCGCCGCACACCACUUCAUGCUGCUGCCUGUGUGGGUGAUGUCCAAAUUAUGGACCUCCUCAUUGAAUCAGGUGCCAGCGUAAAUGCUAAAGACAACGUUUGGUUGACCCCAUUGCACAGGGCGGCUGCUUCAAGGAAUGAAAGGGCGGUGGGUCUUCUGCUGAGGCGCGGAGCUGAGGCAAACACGAGAGACAAGUUCUGGCAGACGCCGCUACAUGUGGCUGCGUCCAACCGGGCCACUCGCUGCGCUGAGGCUCUGCUGACCCAGCUGAGCAACUUGAACAUGGCAGAUCGCACUGGUCGGACAGCCCUGCACCAUGCGACAGAGAGCGGUUUCCAAGAGAUGGUGAAGCUGCUGCUGAACAAAGGAGCCAACCUGAGUGCCAUUGAUAAGAAGGAGAGACAACCUAUUCAUUGUGCUGCUUUUUUGGGACACUUGGAGGUUGUGAAAAUGCUGGUAUCCCGUGGCGCUGACAAGAGCUGCAAGGAUAAGCUGGGUUAUACACCUCUCCAUGCUGCUUCUGCAAGCUGUCACAUCGAAAUUGUAAAGUACCUUCUGAGGAUGGGAACAGAGAUUGAUGAACCCAAUGGCUUUGGAAACACCGCGCUCCAUGUGGCCUGCUACAUGGGGCAGGAAGCUGUGGCCACUGAACUGGUGAACCAUGGAGCUAACGUCAACCAGCCCAACAAGUGUGGCUUCACCCCUCUGCACCUGGCUGCCGUCUCCACCAAUGGUGCCCUGUGUUUAGAGUUGCUGGUCAACAAUGGGGCCGACGUCAACCAGCAGAGCAAAGAAGGAAAGAGCCCCCUGCACAUGGCAGCCAUUCAUGGACGCUUCACGCGUUCUCAGAUCCUCAUCCAAAAUGGUGGGGAAAUUGAUUGUGUGGAUAAAUAUGGCAAUACCCCCCUCCACGUCGCUGCUAAGUAUGGCCAUGAACUGCUGAUAAGCACUCUGAUGACCAAUGGAGCAGACACGGCCAGACGUGGGAUCCAUGGAAUGUUCCCCUUGCACUUAGCUGUGCUGUACGGGUUUUCGGACUGUUGUCGCAAGUUACUCUCCUCAGGUCAGCUGUAUAGUAUAGUUUCAUCUAUGAGUAAAGAGCAUGUGCUAUCAGCUGGGUUUGACAUCAACACCCCUGACAACUUUGGGAGAACCUGUCUGCACGCUGCUGCCUCUGGAGGAAAUGUUGAAUGUCUGAACUUACUCUUAAGUAGCGGUACUGAUCUGAACAAGAGAGACAUAAUGGGAAGGACACCAUUGCACUAUGCGGCUGCUAAUGGGAGGUACCAGUGCACUGUGUCCCUGGUUAAUGCUGGUGCUGAGGUUAAUGAACAAGACCAGACUGGCUGUACUCCCCUGCACUACUCUGCUGCCUCGCAAGCCUUCAGCAGAACUGAUCGUCAUUAUUCUGGGAACCAUCAAAUUACUGAGGAUGAGACAAAGGAGUCCUACUUUUGCUUGGAGCAUCUUUUGGACAAUGGCGCUGAUCCAUCUAUGGUCAACUCAAAAGGUUACAGUGCUGUUCACUAUGCAGCUUACCACGGCAACAAGCAGAACCUGGAGCUGCUAUUGGAGAUGUCAUUUAAUGCACUUGGAGACAUAGAGAGCAGCAUCCCAGUCAGUCCUCUCCAUCUUGCUGCUGAUAGAGGCCACUGGCAGGCCCUACGCGUCCUCACAGAGACGGCAGCUUAUGUGGACAUGCAGGAUGCUGCUGGCCGCUCUGUGCUCUAUUUGGCAGCUCAGAAAGGCUAUGCACGCUGUGUGGAGGUGCUUUUAGCUCAGGGGGCAUCCUGUUUGCUCAAUGACAACCAUCUUAUGUGGACUCCAAUUCAUGUUGCAGCUGCAAAUGGCCACUCUGACUGCCUGCGCAUGAUGAUUGAAUACGGAGAGGAGGGGGAUCUCAUCAAUAUCGUGGAUAAAUUUGCCCAAACCCCUUUAAUGCUUUCUGUUCUGGGAGGUCACUCUGAUUGUGUUCACUUCCUGUUGGAGAAAGGUGCUCAACCAGACGCUAAGGACAAGAGAGGACACACGGCUUUGCACAGAGGGGCAGUUUUGGGACAUGAUGACUGUGUAGCAGCUCUGUUGGAGCACAAAGCUUCUCCGUUAUGUCGGGACGCCCAGGGUAGGACACCGCUGCACUAUGCUGCCUCCAGAGGCCACACAGACAUACUGGCCAGUCUGGUGCAGGCCGCCGUGGCAACUGACCCACAGGAUAAACUGCUGGACAACAAACAAUACACCCCAAUACACUGGGCUGCCUACAAAGGGCAUGAAGACUGUUUGGAGGUUUUACUUGAAUUUAAAACACUUAUUCAUGAAGAGGGAAACCCUUUCACUCCCCUGCACUGUGCUCUGAUGAACGGCCACAGCGGCGCUGCAGAGAGGCUGCUGGAAUCUGCCGGAGUCCAUAUGAUCAACACCAGAGACGCCAAAGGAAGGACCCCCCUGCAUGCAGCUGCAUUUUCUGAGGAUGUUGCAGGACUUCAGCUGGUGCUUCGCCACGGGGCAGAGAUCAACGCCGUGGACACAAGUGGACGCUCUGCUCUGAUGGUAGCUGCUGACAGGGGACUUAGCGGCACUGUGUCCAUCCUCCUCCACCGAGCCAAGGCUGAUUUGACACUGCUGGAUGAGAACAGGAACACUGCCCUGCACCUGGCCUGCAGCAAGGGCCAUGAGAUGUGCGCUCUGCUGAUUCUGGGAGAGAUCCACAACCCCACUCUCAUAAAUGCCACCAACAGUGCUCUGCAAAUGCCCCUCCAUCUUGCAGCUCGUAACGGCCUGGCCACGGUGGUGCAGGCACUGCUGAGUAGAGGAGCUACAGUGCUUGCUGUGGAUGAGGAAGGCCACACCCCAGCUCUGGCCUGCGCGCCCAACAAGGAUGUGGCCGACUGCCUGGCUCUGAUCCUGUCUACCAUGAAGCCUUUCCCUCAGCGGGACCCCUCCUCCUGCUCCUCCUCCUCGCCCACCGUUCCCUCCUCCGCGGGUCUCAACUUGCUGAAGCACUGCGGCAUCACCGCCGCCUGUUCCCCUCUUCCCAGCAAUGGCCUCCACAACGGCUACGUCAAAGACCGCCAUGGUGCACCGGUCAGCCUGGACGGGUGUCUGUCCGAGUGAGGUCGCCUGACCCUCUUCAAACUCGGUCAGCUGCUAUCAACAUCACCACCACCAGGGGGCGACUACCUUAAACAUGGUCAAGAGGACCAGAAGAGCACCCACCCACAUGUCUGUUUUUCUCUGUAUGUACGUGAUCGUUUGUCUGCGUGAGCGUUUGGUCUUCUCUUGAGGUGCAGUCAAACCUAUUAUGCAAUUAGAUCCCAUUCCUCCAUCUCCUGGUAGUGCUUAAUGCAAAGAGGCAGAUCACUCUACAAGGUCACUAAGAUGAGGCAUUUAAGAUAAACACUAGCAAUCUGGCCAUCUCUAAAUUAUUUAACCCUUUAAAACCCUGCUGACAAUAUAACCAGCUUUUCAGAGCAUGGAGGUCUCUCUAUCAGCUGUCAUUUCCUUCAUAUCAUGUAAUAGAAGUCAUAUCAUGUUUAACCAAUAAGGUGACCUUGUAGAGGAUCAUACAGCCUUCCCAAAAGAAUGAUCAAAGAGUUUUUUUGUUUGUUUUUUUUUUUUUUUGUCUAUUAGCCUAGAUUUUUAUGAAGGAACCACACAAGGGAAAGUCAAAGGUUUUGCUUCAGAGUGCAAUGCUUUUUUGUACUACAGUACAAUCUGAAAUUAGGAGAAAAGGGUCAUAAAGUUGUUAAAUCUUUAGCUUACUCUAAACUUAUGGCCUAGAAUUGUUUGGCAUUUUAAGAUGAUUUGGUAAACGCUGCUGAAUUCAUUAGCAUGUCUCCUUCCAAAGGAGAGCCAUUCUAGGGGUCAGCACCAUAACAUCCUAAAGUUCUGAGUGCUGGCCCUGUUUUGUUGGGGUUUUUUAAGAUGCUAAAUAAGUGUUCGUUAAGCUAGAAUGUUUCUAAGCAUAUAAGUUAUGACCAAAGUUGAUCAACACUACUAUGGCUAUAAAUUAUUUAUUUGAGAUGAACUGUACUGUAUAGAGAAAGACAGUAGAUCUUGAUAUACCUCGUCAACUCGUUUAGCAGCUGCUUCAUCUUCACCCAGGGUCCGUAGGCCUAACGUUCUCUUCUAUAUUUUCUUUUUUUUUGUAAGACUUAGAGAACUGCUGUAGGAUAGUGACUGACUGAGGCCUUGUUUAUUUCUAGAUGAAGGCUUUACUAGUAAUAUCUGCCAACAACACCUCAUCGAAGCAUCUUUUAUCUGAGCACAUAAAUGAACAAGCCAUUUCAAUUUAUUUCCCAUCUCUUUAACAGUGUUUUCCAGAGAAGAUUUCCCAAUUUAAAAUGCCUGAUUACUGAAAAAUAGCAAUCAGUCUCAUUUUUAGGCACUAACGAUUUUUUUUCCUUUUUGUUUAUUUUAAUUUUUUUCAGUGCAUGUGUCUUUAAAUUAUCGGCUGGCCAUUAACGCGUUAGCUCUCGCUAACAGUAUUUCAUGGAGCUAUUGAAUUUGUCUUAAAAAUCUACAUCACAGCUUCUUGGUGGUGAGAUGAUUAGUUUGAAAAAAUAGUCUUCUUUUUAUUAUUAUUUGGCAGUUUCCAAGCAAUAUUUUCUUUUUGCCUUUUUGUUGAGCAUUAUUAAAUAGACAAUCACUGUCAAGGGCUUUUGUUUCCCUAGAAUGUGUUUUUGGUUUCCUUUUUUUGUUUUGUUUCCCCAUUUUGUUUUACCUAAAGACUAAACGAAUGGCUCUGUGCGUGCCGGGCAUUUUACUGUCAGUGUCAACCUAAAUGCACUGGAUUGCCUUUGUGGCAUCUCAAGAAAUGCCUUUUGACCCAUGCCUUCUACGACGCUUCAUUUCAGUUGGAUUGCUUAGUGGCAGAAGGUGACGAGCCCUGAGAGCGAUUAUGUUGCCGCCCACCCAAUGGCCGCGGCGUUUAACUACAGCUACACCAUCGUAUCUAAUGUUUUAAAUGCAUAAAUAAAUGCUUGGCUUAUCUUUACUCUCUGGCAUUGCUGGUAAAACGGGGAAGUCAUUAUCUCUCUGAGGGGAAAAAAAAAAAAAUAGGGCUAAGAAGAGAAGGAACAUCUUUGCCUUGGCCAGUCCCUGUUUAGAUUUCAGGAAGAGCAGAAAUCCAAAUAUGUGCUUUUUUAUUUGUAUUAAUUUUGUUGCCUCCUCAUCCCAUUUUCUGGUAUUAAGCAUACUAAAGAUGAUUGUAACAGACCACUAGAGCUGUUGGUGACUCUUAGAUGUUUUAUCUAUGCUAUUUAGUUGUUGAGCCGUCUGGCGGUGGUUAGCUUACACCGAGUCAGAUGGGUUUCCUUGGUGUCCACUGGUAUUGAAGUGGCACAAUUGCACACGUUUAUUUGACUUGACAAGAGGAGAGGACCUAGACUAGGCUUUGUUGUUGAAUACACUUAACUAAGGAAAACAUGCUUUCACAUUGCGUAAUAAACUUGAUUUUGUUUUGUAUUUUAAACUGACAAACAUACUUUAGAGAGCAGCAGUCUCGAGUUAGAGCUGUAGAUUAAUACUUUAUUCAACCUCAAUAACUGACUGAAACAGGAGAUUUGUUCUCCUUUUAGAAAGGCUGUAAUGUUAGUUGGGGCUUUUCCAGAAAACCAGUUCCAGUGCUAAACUGUUGCUGUUGCUUAUUUGGCACCAGUUAUUUGUGAAUCAAACCCUCCCAGCUCUCGAUCUGUAAAUGAUUAAUUGGUUUGUUAUUUGCACCAACUGAAAUAAAAGAAGCUCUUUGAUCAGAAGCAGUAAAAAAAAAAAAAAAGACCUUUGCUUCAACAGUAAAAGAUUGUUUAUAGGUACAGGCGGCAAAUGAGACCUUUUCUCUUAAAUAUAUUAAACUCUUAUUUCCUGAUUGGUCAUUAAACGUAUUUUUGCUGUAAUUGGAUACGGUUAAGAAAUCAUGCUCUACUCGCUAACUGCAGUUCCUGCCGGUAUUAAUCUUAAACCGGAGUUGCUCAAUUAACAUGGUGGUAUAUGUUUGCACUGUUAAGGAAAGAGGUAAAUGUAAUUUGUCUAGUUAUACUUUCUGAGAUCAACCUAGAAAAUUAAAGAUAAAAGUGAUGGAAGAUCAGGAAUAGACUGAAUGAGAUGUAAACCUUGCUCAGGUUGAGCACUGGAACCAUUUUGUUGAAAACCCCCCUUUUGAGCACUGAGGGUAGGUACAUAUUUUUACUGUUCCUCUCAGGAUUCCUGCUAAAGCAGCAGGUGAGUUUCUUAAUUCCAUCAGACCUCUUAAGUCUAAAUUUUGUUAUUAAGCCAAGAAGUUCCAAAAGUCAAUAAAAAAAAUAAUAAUCUUACAGCACUUAAUCAUAGUCAAGCACGCACUUUAGUACGUUCAGGUUCUAAGUGUGCAAAGUAGAGCAGAUUUAUUGUAUGUACUUAUGUUUACAUGCAUGUGUUGCUGCUGCAUACAGGAAAUGAUGAGAAAGCUGAAGAAAAUAAGCAAAGGCUGCAACUAAAUUGUACUCCAACCAUGCAUUAUUUAAAGCUAUAUAUAUUAAAGAAAGGGUGGGUUUUAUUUAGCACUUGGGCACAGUGUCCACUGCCUGAUGACUUGUGUUAUCUCUUCCCAUCACCCAGCCUAUUGUAAACAAUACAGACUCUGGCCCAAGUCUUGUAAAGUCACUACUGAGAUUAAAGCGACACCUCAGGCAGAUGGGCUUCACUAAAUGUUCUCCAUAUCAACUCUGCCAUCUGUAGGUGCUGUCAGGCGGGCCUGGUUUUAGGCAGGGAGUUUUUUUUUUCUCUCAUAAUGUCCUUAUCUGUGUAGUAAAAGGAGCUGUUGCCCUGUGCAAUGACGCUUGAUGUGAUUUUUUUUUUCCCUUUGUUAUACAUGCUUCUUUUUUUUCUCCUUUGAUCUCAUUUUACUUUUUCGUGUACCAGGGAUACCAGUGAUUGUGCAUGGAGCUUAGUCACAGCUGUGAUAUAGCUGAAAGCAUACUAUACAAUAUAUUAGUUAAGAGAAAACAAUGAAAGGUCCAAUUGUAGCAAUAGCGCGUGUGUGAGUGUGUAAUAGUGUGCAGCACAAAAAUUGCACUGCCAUCCAUUUUAGGCCAAUUCAGUAAAUCAUAGCAUCAAUGCCAAUGGAAGAUUCAAAUGCGGGUUAGAUGUCAUAUUUUAUCAAAAAUAAGGCCUGUUUGCCAAAAUGUGUUGAGAGAGGAAGGAGGGGAACGCCUCUCUAUUGAGCAGCAGUGGAUUUAUGCAUAUGUUCAAGCAGUUUACAGUCUGACCAUCAAAUCUGAGCCAUGAAUUUACUGACUGAAAUGAAUGUAGAGGUCAGUUCAGAGCACGACAGUUUGCUUUCUCCAGACUUUAAACUGUCUCUCUUCAUUUGUCUUGCGUAGAUAUAAAUAAACCAGUAGCAUGUAGAAAUAUAACUCUCUGAUUAUUCUUAUGUAUGUGUAGUAGUCUUCCUGCUUUGGAGAUCUGGAUAUGUUGGUAUGUUCUUUUUUUUUUUUAGUUUCUUAUCCCCUCUUUAGGUAUCUAUAGUGGAAAUAACGCAGCUGUAUAGAAAAUGACGCCUAAAUUAUACCAGUGUAGAUUUAUCAUUAAAAGUCAUCCAUUCCAUUGAGAUUGCCUUACACUACAGUAAAACAAGAGGGACAAAAAAAGGUCUACAGUAGAUGCGACACAUACUCAUUAAUAGCCUAUAUUUGACAAAACGCACCUAAUUUACACCCAUUUAGUGCCAUAGAAACCUUGAUUUGCCUUUUAGACCCGAAUCACAUUUGCUCGGUCAGUAACUUCCUCAAACUUAUACAGGAAGUUUUUUUUCUUUCUCUGAGCUGCAUGUCAUUAGGCCAGUUAUAUUACUCAAAAGAAGACUAUAUAAACAUGUGCAUGAGAAAAUAUUUAAAAACAAACAUUCUGUUAAAUCUUAGUGUUGGUAUAAUUCUAUUUUAUAAUUUGACUUUUUUUUUUUUUAUGAAUAUAGGUAGUCCCUUUAGUAUUGAAAGCAAUCCAUUGUUUGUGUGUUCAACAAGGUGGUUUAUAUUGUGUGUUACAAAGACAAAAAAAAACAACAUUUUUGAUGUCCAAGAAAAAAAAAGCAUAGUAUACAAUACCGAAUUGAUUUGCCUCAAUGGAUGUCUUGGUUUUUACUUGAAGUAAAUGGCAAAUUUCAAUUCAACUCUGAUCCACUGUUGAGCCUUUUGCCUUAAAAUGCUAUAACAGAAAAUAAAACCUGGCAGCACCAGACGUAACAUCUCCUAUAGAGUUAUGCUACUUGCUUUGAUUGCUUAGAAAUUGGCUACUUUCAGGUCCCGCAGUCGAGAAGCACACAGAUAAAUUAAGGUAGCAUCUCAAGGUUGCCAUGAGAUUGUUCUGAGAGGCUGGGAUUUCGCCAUAUUUUCCACUGUGAAUGAAUUCAGAAUUCACUUGUAAACAAUCAAACUAUGGCUUCUCUGUUAUCCAGAGCCAAGUGACACUGGGAAUUGAUGUUGUGUACCUCAAAAUAAAAUGUUAAGACAGGAAGGAUGCUUGUACAGCUAUGCUAACAAAGAGUAAAAAAAAAAAAAACAAAAAAAAAAAAAGUUGUAAAUCCAUCUUGUGGGU
Molecule: messenger RNA, 8873 nt
Organism: Cyprinodon tularosa
Lineage: Eukaryota; Metazoa; Chordata; Actinopteri; Cyprinodontiformes; Cyprinodontidae
Gene: ankrd52a
Product: ankyrin repeat domain 52a
Exons: 28
Coding region: 186-3419 (1077 amino acids)
Molecular function (GO): protein binding
Source: RefSeq, a predicted model, not a curated record